Messenger RNA from Saprolegnia parasitica CBS 223.65, 546 nucleotides. RefSeq lists its product as hypothetical. The transcript has a single exon. The record is from RefSeq and is a predicted model, not a curated record. The coding region runs from base 1 to 546 and encodes 181 amino acids. Lineage: Eukaryota; Oomycota; Saprolegniomycetes; Saprolegniales; Saprolegniaceae. Gene Ontology annotation, molecular function: protein binding.
AUGGCGCUCCGACCUGCCAAGCGCACCAAGACAGAGGCCCUGACCCUCGAGACACUUGGCCCCGACGUGCUCCUGUGCAUCGUCUCGUUCCUGCAGCCCAACGAUGCGCUCAACCUCUCGAGCGCCAGCCCGGCGCUGGACGCGGCCAUGGACAAGUCGGUGUGGCGCUACGUCUUGCUUGAACAGUGCGGCGUCAAGCCAACGCUGCUCAAGCCGCGCACGCAGCUCCGCAAAAUGGUGGUCGGGCUUGUCGAGAAGAAAUCGUGCCACCACUGCGGCCAUUUUGAAAUCCGUGGCCUGUACACGAUCAAGGUCCACAGCGAGCAUUGCGGCACGAAGCUUUGUAUGACAUGCAUGGACAUCCCCGUGUUCAAGGAGAUCGGACACAUGGAGGCCCUUCGCAAGUACAAGCUCAAGCACCACGAAUUGCAUACGCUGGCCGUGCGCCUCGUCGCCUCUGCGUACUAUGAUGACGAAGGCGAGCCGCGCAUGAAGAAGAUGUACAACCUCCAGGACGUUUUGGACCUUGUGGCACGAGUGCGAUAG